Messenger RNA from Acanthoscelides obtectus, 810 nucleotides. The record is from the annotation of a GenBank genome assembly. Lineage: Eukaryota; Metazoa; Arthropoda; Insecta; Coleoptera; Chrysomelidae.
AUGCCGCGCAGCAAUCCAAAAUAUGUCAAGAAAGAUAAAAGGAAGUCGUGGAAGAAAGAAGACAUGGAAACAGCAAUUACAGUGGUUCGAGAAAAAAAGAUGGGAACCUUAAAAGCGGCAAAAACUUUUAAUGUGCCUCGUACAACCCUACAAACUUUGAGUAAAAAACUUGACCUUACUCCAGCACAAGCAGUUUGUACUAAGCUUGGGCGAAAGCCUUACUUGGGUGAAGACUUGGAAAAAGAGUUAGUUUCCUACUUACUCAUAAUGGAGCAGAAGUUUUAUGGGUACACUAUCCGAGAUUUGCGCAGAAUGGCUUAUCAAAUUGCAAUUAGAAAUCAUCUUGAAACGCCAUUUAACCGUAACGAGGCCGGCAGAUCUUGGGUGGAUCUUUUUUUAAAUCGUCAUAAAGAGCACCUAUCUAUUCGGAAACCAUGUGGAACAUCUUUCUCAAGAGCUUUAGGCUUCAACAAAGAGAAUGUUCAGAGUUUUUUCAAUAUGCUCGAAGAGGCUUACGAAAAACACAAAUUUCCAGCUGAGAGAGUGUUUAAUGUUGACGAAACAGGACUUUCUAUUGUUCAAAGCAAAAUUCCUCAUGUCAUUGGUCGAAAAGGAAAAAAGCAAAUAGCAGCCUUGACUUCUGCAGAGAGAGGUUCUACCGUAACGAUAAUUGCAUGCAUGAGUGCUUCUGGAGUUUUCGUCCCUCCUCUAGUGAUCUUCCCAAGGACAAAUAUGACUCAAAUCCUAAUGAAAGGAUGCCCUCCAGGUUCAAAUAGGGAGAGCUCACCCCUCAGGAUGGGUUCAAAGUAA